This is a messenger RNA of Fusarium mangiferae, 1368 nucleotides long. RefSeq lists its product as uncharacterized. Lineage: Eukaryota; Fungi; Ascomycota; Sordariomycetes; Hypocreales; Nectriaceae. Bases 1 to 1368 code for a protein of 455 amino acids. The record is from RefSeq and is a predicted model, not a curated record. The transcript has a single exon. Gene Ontology annotation, biological process: carbohydrate metabolic process.
AUGGACGCUCCAUGUAGACUGCGUCUCACGUUUGGCGAGUCGCCACUUGAUGUGACGAUGGAUAUGAAUGAUGUGAAUACCUGGAUCAGCACUGCUUGGCUUCCCGACGAGAUCAUCAAUGUCGACAUAUGUCCGCAGACAAUAAACCUACCUCGCCGAUACUCUUUCAGAUACCUACGCGUUCAAAUCAUCGAUACCUCUCCUAAGUUCAAGGUAUCGUUCUCGAACAUACAAUGCGAAUCAGUCAGCGCCGUCAGUCAAGACCAUCACGUCGAAGCAGUUGAGUUUUCAGAUCCUCUUCUGCAAGACAUCGACCACGUUUGCAUCUCCACACUACGAGACUGUAUGCAAACCGUAUUCGAAGAUGGCCCGAGACGCGAUAGGAGGCUGUGGAUUGGGGAUCUCCGCCUACAAGCGCUGGCAAAUUACAGCACAUUCCAGGACUUCAACCUUGUCAAAAGAUGUCUUUUCCAGUUUGUAGUAGUUCGAAAUGCGGAUGGCUCAUUACCAGCCUGCAUCUUCGAAAAGCCCACGUUGACGGCUUCGACAGACUACAUCGCCGACUAUGACGCUCUAUUUGCCGCCAUUGUUUAUGACUAUGUUGAGGUUUCUGGGGACACGAGAACCGGGAAUCUCCUUUGGGAAACUGUCCUGGACUGCCCAAAGCGAAUGCUACGCAGUCUCAAUCUUACCUCCUUCGCCUUCGAGGCUGAAAGCAGCAAGCACUUUAUUUUUCUCGACUGGGCCAAAGGUCUUGAUAAGAGCGCGGGAGCACAUGGCUUGCUACUCUAUUGCCUGAAAAUUACGAAUAAGCUCGCUAUGCAGCUGAAUAAGCAGCCUCCGUAUGACGAAUUGAUCCUCAAGAUGACAGGCGCUGCGACUUCGUUCCUGAAGGAUGGUGUCUUUGUAUCUGGAGAAUCCCAGCAGGUCAGCUUUGCGUCAGCUGCGUGGCUAGUUUUAUGCGAAGCCUUCCCUCCAGAAAUCGCCCGAAAAUCUCUCCUCGCCACGCUUGCACAUCCAGAAGCUGUGAAGCCACUAACCCCCUAUCUAUGGCACCACGUUUGCGACGCUCUCGCAAUGGUUGGAUGCUAUGACGAAUGCGUGGAUCUUAUUAAGUCUUAUUGGGGCGGUAUGGUGGAGGCAGGGGCUGACACGUUCUGGGAAUGUUAUGAUGCGGAGGAUUGUAUGGCGAGUCCGUAUGGGGAUGUGCGGAAUAACAGUUGGUGUCAUGCUUGGAGCUGUACGCCGACAUAUCUGCUCAGGACAACGCUGCGGCAGACGGUUAAGGCGAGAGGCGUGGGUAAAGUCACAAUUGAUGAGCUAGAUCAAAGGUGGAUUAAAAGGUCUCUCAGUGAUGUUGUAGGAUAA